CAAAAAUGCAGAGCUGUACAACUUUUGCUGCAAACAUUUGAGAUUUUGCGGCUUUGCACUUGGAAUGAAGUGUUCUAAACUUAUCUGAAAUCAUUUGUUGGAGGGAAUUUUUAACUGAAAACAAAAUGGGGGAUGCAGACAGAGAGCAUACUCCCCUUAGGGAAAUAAGUAACAUGCCACGGCUUGAGUCGCAUCAGGGGAGCCUCUCUAAGCCUGGUAUAGAGGACCAGCAUCGCUAUACAACCUUAAUGAAGAAAGCCCGUCAAGCUGCAGAGGAGGGGCACCCCCGGUUAUCAUUGGAGCACCUCAACAAGGCGGCCAAGAUUUAUAACAGCGAGAAAGUCCAGAAGAGAAUUAUGAAAAUCGAGGAGUAUUUGAGAGAGAAUGGUUCAGGUUCGGAAUCUGAAGAUGAUUCCGGUAUGCAUCACGUCGGUAAAGGUUUCUAUGUACACAAUGCUCUCUAUGAGAAGUUGUACUCCUACCAGAGGGAAGCACUUAUGUGGUUCUGGAGGCUCCAUCGCAAAAACAAGGGAGGAAUUCUUGGAGAUGACAUGGGACUUGGUAAGACGAUCCAAAUGAUUUCUUUUAUGAGUGGAUUGUUUGAGCUGGACCAGGUCAAGACUGUACUCCUUGUUCUACCAGUCGCUCUCAUCAUCAACUGGGAAAAGGAGUUUGAGAAAUGGGCACCGGCAAUCUUUGUUGAAUCACACCACAGCAACAGUAAACGUGAACGAGAGCGAGCCCUGGCCAAGGUACAGCGUAGAGGAGGCGUGCUGUUAACCAGCUAUGGCCUGGUGCUGACCAAUCAUGCACUACUCUCACACAGAAAUGGAAAUCCAUUCACUUGGGACUAUGUGAUUCUUGAUGAGGGACACAAGAUCAAGAAUCCCAGUAAAACCACCAAAGCAGUGCACAAAGUACCAGCGUACCACAGACUGAUUCUUACAGGCACUCCUAUACAGAAUAACCUCAAGGAACUGUGGGCGUUAUUUGACUUUGUAACACAAGGCUCGUUGCUAGGCACAUCACAGACUUUUAAUUCCGAGUUUGCUAACCCCAUCACAAGAGCAAGAGAAAAAGAUGCCACUGCAGGAGAGCGUUGCCUAGGCAACCAGAUGGCUGAAAGCCUGCGUGAAUUGAUCGCUCCAUACUUUUUGCGACGCACAAAGGCUGACGUCAUCAAACGCAGAGACACGCACAUCAAGAACGCAAAGAGUCUAGCAGACCAGGAGAAAGAUGAGGAUACAGAACGAGUGCCCGAGUUCCCCACAUUGGAAAAGAAAAAUGACUUUGUUAUUUGGUUACCUCUGACUGGCCAACAGAUCAAGAUCUAUCGAGAUUUCAUCGAACUAGACCAAGUGAAAGAGCUACUAAUGACAAGCCGUUCCCCGCUGGUGGAGCUGACGAUACUCAAGAAACUUUGUGAUCACCCCCGCCUGCUGCCUGUCAGAGCUUGUAUGCAACUAGGCAUAGAAACAGCAGAUAAUGAAUGGGUGAAUGAGGACGACGAUACAGACUCAACCGCGCCCAGCAAGAGUUCAGCGAGCCACGCCCUGAACUACAUCCCCGAUGAGAAGCUGAUGGAGGAGUCGUGCAAACUGCAGUUCCUGAUUAGCCUCCUCACCAACCUGAAACGGGAGGGGCACAGGACCCUGGUCUUCAGUCAGUCACGCAAGAUGCUGGAUAUCAUCGAGAAGGUCUUGAAGAAUCAGAACUUCCAACUGAUGCGUCUUGAUGGAACCAUAUCCAAACUGGAUGAUCGGGAGAAGCGUAUUUCAUCAUUCCAGCGGAACAGGGAACUGUCUGUGUUUCUCCUGACAACUCAAGUAGGAGGAGUUGGUUUGACUCUAACCGGUGCUGACAGGGUAGUCAUAUAUGAUCCAAGUUGGAACCCAGCCACUGACAGCCAAGCCGUUGAUCGUGUUUACCGUAUCGGUCAGAAACGCUCGGUGGUCAUCUAUCGUCUCAUCUCAUGUGGUACAGUGGAGGAGAAGAUUUAUAGGAGGCAGAUCUUUAAGGACUCAUUGACCAAACAAGCUACUGGAACCUCCAAAAAUCCAUAUCGCUACUUCUGCCGCCAAGAACUACAUGAUCUGUUUAUCCUGGAUAACCCUCACUCAUCCUCCACACAGCUACAGCUGCAGGAUAUGCACGCCGCCCAACGCAAGACAGACAUCGAGCUUGAUGAACAUAUUGCUUACCUCUACUCACUAGAUAUUUUUGGGCUGAGUGAUCAUGACUUGAUGUUCUCUCAGGAAGCAGACACUGAGAACCAGGAAGAGCAAGAGCAAGCUGCCGAGUACGUCCAGCAUAGAGUCAAUCGAGCGCAAGAGCUUGUCUCAGCAGAGUCAGGCUUGACCCAGAAACUCAAGGAUCACAUCGAGCUGGACACUGAGGGUCCUGGUAGUAUGCAACGACACCACAGGCAGUAUGGAGACAGGCAGACCCUACUGGAACAUGCCGCUAAACUAGGGGAGACUGUGGAUGUACCAGCGUUCAAUAAGAGACGCGACGACUAUGAGAGAACAAAUCAAUCUUCAAGUGAAUCUGAAGAAGAAGAGGAAGAGGACUUGAACAUGUCUAUGGCUAAUAUGACCUUAGAGGUGCAUGAUGGGAAUUUUCAUUCUUCCACUUCUAAGAGGAUCCCAGCUGCCGAUCUCCUGAAUGGUAGACCUCCUUCCGCUAAGGGUACCCUGGAUGACAAUGUCAUCUGCAUUGAGGAUUCAGAUGAUGAUGAAGAUGAGGCAUCAAGCAUUCCUGUCAACCAAAGAAGUAUGUCAGAUCCAGACACUGUGGCUGAUUCAGACACCGAGGAUGUGAUGAGCUCACCAGAGGUCAGGCCAAAGGCAGCUUCUGUUUCUGAGUCUUGCACUGAGAGAUCAGGAAUAGAAUCAGAGGUUAAAACUGAAAGUAAUGGGAAAGUACCAGAGAGACAAAACCCCUCGCCUGUGUCUCCCGAAAACCAUGACACUACUGUAGAUAGGUUGACAGAUGAAUCUCGUCUGAAGCGAUUAGCGACAACUCCGAAAUGUUCUCAGGCCAAAAUGGGUCGAUUUUCUCAAUCUGAUGAAGAGAGCUCAUCAAACGGCGAUGAUGAAGACGAUUUUGAUGCCAGCAUACAGGAGGUCCCAGCUACUCCAGCCACCAUUAUUGACCUGACAGAUUCAGAUGCUGAUUUGUCCAGCAGCUUUACCGAGAUUGAACAAAGGACUAUGGCCACUUCGCCAAUGGUUCCAAGCAGACGGUCUGUCUCUCCGAUUAGUCCAACAUCAAGGCCUGUCUCCUCAGCGACGGAUGUAGGCAUCCUGGAGCAGAAUGUAGAAUCUGAUUACUACAUGGAGUCCGAAGAGGAGAUUUUAGAUACAGACAAGGAACCUGUUCCCUCAUUGUUCCCUACUCUUCAAGAGCCACUGGAUAGCCAACAGGAAUCACUACAAGAGCCGUUCUGCAAUGCCUCAGAUGAGACUCCCAAUCCAGAGCAUUCAGAUGAUGCUAACUUAUCGACAGAAGUCAUCCAGAGAAAUGUUGCCUUAUCUCCAAUGGUCCACAACAACACAGCAUCAGAGUCAGAAGGCUCCCCUGAGUUUUCAACGCCUCUUGGAGAGCAAAGUCUCACUGAGGAAAAGGAAGGUUCUGUUUCAAAGCUAGAUGGCCUAAGUGAUGCUAGUCUAGGGAAAGAAGGCAUUCCUUAUAGUUCAGACGGUGAUUACAGCCAUGGUAGUAUCUCAGACAGCGGGAGUAUGCAGUUAAGCCACAACGUUACCUGCAAACUCUCAUUUGAUGAUACAACCAUCUCUAAGCCCAUGAGUCGUUCUUCUUUCUCAGAUAAGGAGUGCAGUACUAUCUCUGAAGAAAGCCCAGAGAGAACAGACGAAGUCAACUCGGAGGUAAAUGAAGACAGGGCAGACACUUCAGAUGGAAACAGAGAUUCUGAAGACUAUCUUCUCCCUAAAGCUGAUAAACAACUCGAGGAUGGUAAUGAAGAUAUUGAAAAGUCAAUGUCCUUUAUGGUCAUGGAGUCCGACAACGAAGAGGAGGAGCAUGUCGACCAAGGUGGUGGGGAAGCUCAGAGGAAUGGCAUCGACAAGCCAUCUCUCCUUGUGGUCGCGGAGUCAGAUGAUGAAGUUGAUUCGGGACAAAAAAACAACAGUACAGACUUUAGGAAUCCUACACCUAUUAUGGACUCUGAAGACGAAAACUCAAAGUUGGCAGAAGAUGGUGAUGUUGAUGAGGGACAAGACAGCAGUACAGAUUUCAGAAAUCCUACACCCAUUAUGGAUUCUGAGGAUGACAAUUCAAAGUUGGCGGAUGAGGAAUGUAGCGCAGAGGAACAUGAUGAAUCGGAUGAAAGUAUUGCCAUACCUGUUUCAAGGAGACGACGGAUAAUAGAGGAGAGUGAAGAGGAAGGAGAUGAUUCGUUCCAAGAAAAAGAAGAGCAAUCUCUUCUUGAGAAGGUGCCUUCUGUCGAGGAUUCAGGUGAGGACCUGGAGGCAGAAGAGAUGAGAAAAAGUGAUCAGAGUCUUGAGGAAGAAGACGAGGAGGAAUCUCUAGUUGACAAGUCGUCUUCUGAUGACGGUAGAGUGGAAAGAGGAAGCCGUGGUGUCAGAAAAGUUAACCGGGAGGCAGAAGAAAAGAAAAAUGAGAUGAGAGAUGGUGGCCAGGAUGUUGAGGAAGAAGAAGAAGAUGAUGAGUACGAAGACAGUUUCAUCGAUGAUGACUGUGAAGAUAGUGAUGAGGAAAGUGACGAGAGUGAAGAAGAAGGUUCGGAGUAUGAAGCAAGCACUGAUAGUGAAGAGGAAGAUAAAGUCACUUUGACUGAAGAGCAGAUCCAGGAAUAUGAAAAGCUGGUUGCAAAAGGAAGAUUGCAUCAUUCUAACGGGAAUGUAAAGAAAGCCCUCAGCUAUUUCUUGAAGGCAUUGGACAUUGAUAGCAGUGAUAAAGCAUUACAGCGCCUUACCUACCAGGUUGCGAACAAGUUCAAACAGCAACGUUAAGAGAGAUGAUAAAUUCCAGGCUUUGUCUUAACUCGGACUUCUUCAUUUGUACUUCAUUUGAAAAAAAAGUAGAAAAAAACCUGUGAUCUACUUACUCCAGAGCUGGAGAAACUGUUUUCGUAAGCUCCUUUCAGUAUAGUCCUAUUGACCCCUUGCACGCACGUCACACGCGGAGACCCACACUCACUAUUUUGUGGGCAAUAGGUUAACGUGUAAACACUGCGUCGCCUAAACUGCGCGCUUCACUGAAUAACGCACAGUGACAUUGCCCGCCAAAUGGCGCAUCCAAUCUGAUGAUGACAUGAGGUGAAUUGAGUCAAUAUGUAAAAUUGUAAGGAUUACUAAAAGUUAGAAACAUCAUUUCGGCAUGUCUCUUCCAAAGUUGGUAUUCUAGUUUUAAACCCUUCUUCAGCAAUGACUCUACCUACAACGCCUUACCAGGGCCCAAUUUCAUAGAGCUGCUAAGCACAAAAAUUUGCUUAGCAUGAAAUUUCUUCUUUGGUGUAUGUACAUGUAUAGCUCUAUGAUUGCUACUUUCAUCUAAGAUUCUGAUGAGAAUGUUGAUUAUACUGAUACUAAAUGAGCAUGAUCGUGACAAGGACAAUAACAUCUCUUUGAGAAAGCAGUUACAAUGUACCUACGCCCUAUAAUAGUCAACAAAUUCUAAACUUUGUAUCAUAUUAAUCUCUUCUUGGAUAAUGUGUGAUUAUGAGAAUGACUAAUUAAAAAUGAUGUUUGGAUUAUACUUAUUGGAUUAUAUAUUUUUGUCAUUAAAUAUAUUUUUAACAAAUUAGCCGAAAUAAGAACACAACUUGGGUUAAAAUCAAAAUAACAUCAUUAAUUAGUUUUUCUCAAUUGAACAUAAAACUUAUGUAAUUGCUUACAUGUAAGUCCAGUAAUUUGCUGUUUUGUUUGUUACAUAUUGUCACUCUCCUUUCUUUAAAAUCAAACCCUCCAAAAACAUAAAUUUUGUGAGCAUUUUCAGAAAGCUCCAAGAAAUCGGCCAAAAUAAAACGUCCUUUUCCUCUGGCAACUCACACCUGUUAUCUCCAUGUUAUCCUUUUCUAAACAGAUUAAUGAUCAUCCAUUAAACUUAAUGACCCAAAGAACUCAAUGUUAAUACACCCCUUCAUUAAAAGUAUGUACAUACUUUCCAAGUUUUUGUGCCAAACAUGGAAUUCUGUAAUAGACCUUUCCCAUAAUUCUUUGCAACUGAAAUAUGCAUCAGACUUGAUCACUUUUAUGUUAAUUUAUUGUGAGUAAGUCUGAAAAUGUGACAUUGUAUCUCAUUUGACAAGCAAAUCAGUUUUUGUUCACAUAUAUUUUAAAAUUGCCAUUUAGGGCCUACAUGUAUAAAUUAAUUUUGUGCAAAUAAUGUUAAAAAAUUUACGUUUGGGGAUCAUUCACACUCAGCAGCUCCUGCGAUAGGCUAAAGCAUUUUGAGAAACAUUCACUUCAGGCUAAAGCAUAAAGAGAAACACACUCUUUAGAAGUAGUAACUAUAUAAAAAAUAUAUCAGUUUUUAUCCCCAAGAUUUUGAUUAUAAGAAGCAGUAUUGUAAACUUUUUCAGAUUGUGUAUUCCAUUUAUAUUGUUAUUUCUGUGUGGGAAAACCGCUCACACCGUUUCUCGCACCUCAGCAAGUAAUAUUUUAAGGUAAGCUUUCUACUAUCAUUAUCUUCAAACAGUGUAAA
Asterias rubens (European starfish) is the source of this 6687-nucleotide messenger RNA. Its product is annotated as DNA excision repair protein ERCC-6-like. The coding region runs from base 126 to 4994 and encodes 1622 amino acids. The record is from RefSeq and is a predicted model, not a curated record. The transcript is spliced from 21 exons. Gene Ontology annotation, molecular function: DNA translocase activity; ATP binding; protein binding. Lineage: Eukaryota; Metazoa; Echinodermata; Asteroidea; Forcipulatida; Asteriidae.